UUCAAGCUUUUAGUUUUCCUGAAAAAACAACUCAAAUACGAAUGGAUAAUUACUGGAGUCUGGGGAAAUUCGAGAUAAGUUCAGAAGCUUUUGUUUUUAAAGUGGUUCUAAAACGCGACUGACGCGAAAAAGAUGUAGUUUUUCUUCACCUUUUACUGAAAGGAUCCCAAAGCCACGAGUGAAGGAGUCAUGGGCGGAAGGAACGCGCCAGCUGCGCUCCUCCAGGUGUUCGUCCUGGCGCUGUUUUGCGCGCAGUCGCUCGGACGGGUCUUCAACCUGACGCUGAGCGUGAAGGAGGACCUGCCCGCUAAAACCAUCGUUGGAGACCUGGGAGCGGUCCUGAGCGCGCCGAGCACCGGCUUCUUCAUCUCAGAGAGCAGAGACUCGUAUGUGUUCAGAGACCUGGAGAUAGACGCGGACACGGGCAUCAUCUCCACGGUGUCGGGCCUGGACAGGGAAAGCAGAGACCUGUACGAGUUUGUGGCAGCUACUCUCACAGGAGAGAUGAUACGGGUGAGGAUAGAGGUGGAGGACGUGAACGACCACUCACCUGUGUUUGCCAGGCAGAAAGUGGAGUUGGGGAUCUCAGAGCUGAGCCCGCCGGGGAGCCGCUUUCCGCUCGAAGGCGCAGCAGACCGGGACGAGGAGGAGUUCAGCACGCAGGGAUACAGGAUCAGACAGAGUGAGAUGGAAGAAUUGUUCCACUUGGAUUUUCGAAUCGGAUCUGAGAAGCAGCACAGCCUGGAUCUGGUCCUGAACAGCAGAGUAGACAGAGAAACACAGGACUUCUACACUCUGACCAUUGAGGCCUUUGAUGGGGGAAUCCCAGCCAGGACUGGGACAGUCCAGGUUGACAUCCGCAUCCUGGAUGAGAACGACAACCCUCCUGUGUUCAACCAGACUGAAUACCACAGCUCAGUACGGGAGGAUGCUCCCAUCGGGUCCAUUGUCUCUCAGGUGGUAGCCAGCGACCGUGACCUGGGUGACAACAGCAGGAUCACUUAUGAGAUCAAUAGGCGGCAAAGUGACCCCAACCAUGUAUUCUCCAUUAAUGAAACCACAGGAUUUAUUUAUCUGAACAAGCCGCUGGAUUUUGAAAGUCAGCCGUUUCACGAGCUGAUUGUCAGAGCCAGAGACGAUGGUGCUCAGCCUGAGUUCAGCAGCACGUUUGUUGGUGUCAGGGUGCUUAACAUCAAUGACAACAGCCCCACCAUCAGUGUGCUGUUCCUCAGUGAGACAGGAGAAGCUGUGGUGUCAGAGGCAGCCGCCGUUGGGGAAUAUGUGGCCCGGGUCUCUGUGUCAGACCCAGACCUGGAGGAGCACCGAAUCACCGUCUCUCUUGCAGGAGGAGAUGGAAAGUUUACCCUGAAGCAAACAGAUGAUUUUCUGUAUGCGUUGUGUGUCAACUCUGAGCUAGACAGGGAAGAAAAGGAUCUGUAUGAGCUGAAGGUGCAAGCGUCUGAUUCUGGAAGCCCUCCUCUAAGCAGUGAGACACUUCUCCUCCUGAAGGUGUCUGAUGCCAACGACUGCCAGCCGGUCUUUGAACAGGAUGUGUACACUGUCAACAUCGCUGAGGAUGCUCCUGAGGGGAGCUCCCUCAUACAAACAAGGGCCCGGGAUGCUGAUGAAGGUGUCAACUCAAACAUCAGAUACUCCAUCCUGAAGUCACACCAGGACAGCCUGGUCGCCAUUGACCUGACCUCCGGCCUGGUUACCACAGCCGCAGGCCUCGACAGGGAGACUCAGAUGGAGUUGUGGUUCCUGGUGCUGGCAGAGGAUGGAGGGGAGCCGUCUUUGUCGUCUACAGCUACAGUUACAGUGCUGGUGGAGGAUGUGAAUGACAAUGAGCCGGUGUUCCAGCAGCAGCUGUACAACGUGUCCAUACCUGAGCACAUGGACGCUGGAAGCUGCUUCUUACAAGUUGUUGCCACAGACGCAGACAGCCCUGAGUUUGGAUCUCUGCUCUACUCCCUGUCAGAUGGAUUUGACAGUCAGGAAAGUCAUCCUCUUUUCCAAAUCAAGCCACACACAGGAGAGCUGUGUGUCUGUCAGGACAUCGAUCGGGACGACGGGAUGAGUGUCCAUGACCUCUUGAUCAAAGCUGAAGAUCCAGGAGGCCUGAGUGCUCAAACAUAUGUUCAUAUUGAAAUACAAGACUUAAAUGACAACCGUCCAGUGUUCAGCCCGGAGGAAUACACCGUGAGCGUCAGCUGCCAUGCACCGCCUGGUACCGAGGUUGUCAACGUUAUCGCUACCGACCAGGACUCCGGCCGCUUCGGACAGAUUACCUACGAAAUUCAUCCAGGAGACAUGUCCAGUUUGUUCACACUGGAUAGACACACAGGAAUGCUCUUUUUGAACUCUUCUCUGACACACUUGGGUGCAGCCAGCAUGAAGCUCCUAAUAACAGCGCAGGAUGGAGAUGGCUUGUCUUCAGCCAGACCUGCAGAGGUCACAAUCAAUAUUGUCCAAAGUGGUCAGGCUCCAGCGGUGUUCCAGAGGUCGCGCUACGCCUUCACAGUGCCUGAAGAUGCACCGCUGGGAACAUCUGUGGGAACAGUGGAGGCCAGCAACUUGAGCGAUGCUACAGAGCCCGUUUCUUACCGAAUCUCUUCUGGAAACAUUUACAGUUGGUUUUCUGUCCAUCCGAAAUCUGGUGUGAUCAAUACCAUUAAACCUCUGGACCAUGAGUCUCAGCCUUAUGCCCUGCUGUUCCUUCAGUCCUACACAGACACGUCUCCUAUUUACAGCACCACCCAGGUCAACAUUACCAUCACUGAUGUCAAUGACAAUGCCCCUGUGUUUCCCAAGAGGAGAGACACCAUCACUGUUUCUCAAAGCACUCGGCCUGGAACAGUGCUGUUCAUCGCUCACGCACAUGACCAUGACAGCGGGGCCAAUGGCGUAGUGCAGUAUCGUCUGAAAAGCAGCAGAAAUGAGAUGUUUGCCAUUGACUCAAACCUUGGAACGGUUAGACUUAAUAAGAGCUUACAAGUGAGCCAACAGCAAAGAUACAACCUGGAAAUCUUGGCGAAAGACGAAGGGAAACCUUCCCUGAGCUCCACCCUGACCCUUUCGAUUAACAUUGACCAUACAGCUGCAGAUGACAGCCUGGCCUUUGAGACGCUGGUCUACCAGGUGGAGAUAGGGGAAGGCUACCGCAAAGACUCCCGCGUCAUCCAGGUUAGGGCGCACCGCACUCGAGGGUCUCACACUUCAAACUCAGGUCUCACUUACUCCUUGGAAGCGGAAGCUGGAUUUCCUCCGCCUCCUUUUCGCAUCCACUCAAAGUCUGGAUGGUUGUAUCUCUCCAGCAAUCUUGACUUUGAGACCGAGUCAAGAUAUCGUUUUCAGGUGUUGUCCACCUCCGGAGAGGCUUCGCUGGCCAAUGUCACAGCAACAGCAAUGGUGACUGUACUGGUGCUGGACGUCAAUGACAAUCCCCCAGUGUUCAGCAGUGAUGUGUACUACUUUACUGUAUCAGAGGGGUCAUCUCCGCAAGGCCUGGUGGGAACAGUCAAAGCCAAGGAUAAGGAUUCUGGGAAGAACAGCCAGCUGUCCUACAUCCUCCUCUCAGAUGGGAAAUACUUCCGCAUCAAUGCUAAAACAGGUGAAAUCAUCAACUGGGUGGCGCUGGACCGGGAGCAACACAGCCAGCACAGCCUGACCGUUGUGGUGACAGACCAAGGUCACCCUCGUCUCAAUGCCACCACCAAUGUUCAUGUCCUGGUCACUGACAUCAAUGACAACACUCCACAGUUUAAUCAUCUGCCUUCCAGCAAAGAGCUGAAUGUUCCUAUAUGGGCAGGUGUACCUGCAGGAUUCCUGGUGACUAACAUGUUUGCCAAAGACUUGGAUGCUGGAGAGAAUGGAACUGUCACCCAUUCCCUAGUAACAGUUGGAACGGAGGAGAAUGAUCUCAGGCACUUUGAGAUUGACAGUAAAAAUGGAGACAUCAGAACCACGCAGCUCUUCAGUCAGAGAACUGAACCAUUUUAUACUCUGAAGGUAACAGCCAGGGACGGUGGAGCCCCAUCUCUGGAGGAUACAGCAGUGGUUCACAUACAGGUUUAUGGGUUGGAGGAUCAGUACGGCAGCUCAUAUCACCAAGCAGUGAGGCAUUUCUCGGUUAGGGAGGACGCCGAGCCUGCAACGGUCAUCGGCUCUGUCAGUGUUUUAAAUAAAGGCAGGUUUCAGUAUAGCAUCGCCGAGGGAGACGGGAGCAUUUUCUUUGGAAUCGACGGCACGUCUGGCAACAUCUACGUCAACCAGCCGCUGGACUACGAGUCUGCCAAGCAGUACUUCCUGGUGGCUCGAGUGGAAGACAUCGGUGCAUCUGUUGGUUUGAACAUUUCCGUGCUGGUGAGCAUCACGGUGGAGGACGUGAACGACCACGCCCCCUGGUUCCCCGAUAAACUGCUGAUGUUCGGUCUGAGGGAAGACGCUGCUGUUGGAUCGCUGGCCUUUGCUUUUCAUGCCAGAGACGCUGAUGGGACUUUUGCAAACAGUGCUAUUCGCUACACUCUGACCUUUGACCCCGAAGUCAGUGGAUCACCCGCACACUUCCCUUUUCACAUAAACUCACACACAGGUGCAAUGACAGUUGCGGCACCAUUAGACCGCGAGAGCACGCCGACUUUUGUUUUUGCUGUCACCGCCACAGACCAGGCAGAGAGGACGGAGGAGCGUAAACAGACGUCAGUGACGGUUCGGCUCCUCCUGCUGGACGUGAACGAUAACCGGCCUGUGUUCGUGUCUGCUCACUCAAUGCAGCUGAUGGAGGACACGGAGGUGGGCAGUCUGCUGCACCAUUUUGUGGCAAUAGAUGGUGAUCAGGGGGAGAAUGGAUUGAUCUCCUACUCCGUUAUAAAUGGAAACAAGAAGGGAUUCUUCACACUGGAAGAGAAAACUGGCCUUCUGUUUCUCCAUGCCCCUUUGGACUAUGAGACCCAGCGUGUCCACCGUCUGACUGUCCGAGCAGUGGACCAGGGCGUCCCCUCUCUGUCCUCCACCCAGACCCUGACAGUGGAGGUGGGAGAUAUUAACGACCAGCCCCCCGUCUUCAGUCAGACCACCUAUGUUACCAAUGUGGUGGAGAAUAAAGGCCCUGGAGAGCCACUGCUCAGAGUCUCUGCCUCUGAUAUGGAUUCAGAGGACAACGGCGUGGUGCAGUACAGCCUGCUGCCGGGACCCGGCUAUGAGCUGUUCAGCAUCAACCUGUACUCUGGUCUGAUCACCACCACGACCCACCUGGACCGAGAACAGGAGCAACAUUUCACCCUGAGAGUCCAGGCUCGGGACAACGGUUUCCGUCCUCUGUCGGGGACAGCCACGGUCUUGUGUUCCAUCCUGGACGACAACGACAACCCUCCAGAGUUUAUGCAGCCACUGGUCCAGAUCAGCCUGCCAGAAAAUCUUUCUCCUGGAGUUAUACAUACAGCUCUUGCCUCUGACCCUGAUCUGGGAGAAAAUGGCACUAUUCACUACUCUAUACUAGGUGAGGACUACGGAGGCCGAUUCACAAUCAACAGUGAGACCGGAGCGAUCAGCACCAUGCAGGCUCUGGAUCGGGAGGAAAUUCAGAACUACACUCUCACCAUUCAGGCUCGGGAUUCAGGCCCUGCUCCUCUCAGCUCCACCACGCAGAUUCUCCUUCUCCUGCUGGACCAGAACGACAACGCCCCCUCCUUCAGUCCUGAGAGCUACCACACCUCCGUCAGUGAAGGCUUACUGUCUGGGGCUGAGGUCUUGCAGCUGACCGCCUUCGAUCCCGACGAGGGACCCAAUGGAGAAGUGACCUACACCUUGACAGACGACAACAGUCAGGGGGCUUUUUCGGUGGACCCCUUCACCGGAGUGGUCUGCACCACCAGGUCUCUGGACAGAGAAAGCCAGGCUCUGUACACCCUGAAAGCCGUGGCCACAGACGGCUCCGCUAAGGGCCCACUGAGCUCUGUGGCUUCACUGACCAUUCAGGUGGACGACGUCAACGAUAACGUGCCCGUCUGCGACCAAAACCCUCUUCAUGCCUGGGUCUCCAUGCGGACACAACCAAAUCAGAUAGUGACCAAAGUGGUUGCUACAGACGCUGACCAGGGCGAGAACGGGACGGUCCAGUUCAAGUUUUCAGGCGAGGAGAGUCUGUUUGACAUCAACUCCGCUUCAGGAGAGAUUUCACUCAGGAGGCGAGUGAGAGCAGGUUUCUCCGGUAGAAAGCUGCAGGUCCUGGUCUCAGACAGAGGACGUCCUCCUCUGACCGCCACCUGCCUGGUGUUGGUCCAUCUGAAGGGAGAGCAUGACGGGCUUCAGUUCACAAACAAAGUGUACAACGCUUCCGUCAAGGAGAACAGCAGAGCAGGUACUUGGAUUGCAAAAGUGGAGGCCAGUGACGACACCAAUAGCAGACAGAGGAUAACUUACACGAUAUUUAGCGGCAAUGAGAAUGCGGCGUUCUCCAUAAACCGCUACACAGGUGAGAUCCGAGUGCAGAAGGAAAACUCCCUGGACUUCGAGGCGAGCCCUCAGAUCCAAUUGGUGGUUCUGGCCGACAGCGGGCUGCACACAGCCCACUGCAGGGUCUCCAUCACGCUGCUGGACGUCAACGAUAACGCACCACUUUUUGAACUUAGCAACUACAGAACGGCUGUUUGGGAGGGACAAGUUCAUAACACCUAUGUCAUGCAGGUGUUUGCCUCUGAUGCUGACAGCGGUGAAAAUGGACAGAUUGAGUAUUCCAUCCUGUCAGGCAACAUUAAUGAAGCUUUCAUUCUGGACUCUGUGAGAGGGAUCCUUGCUACGAACGUUGUGCUGGACCGUGAAAUAACUCCCUCUUACAAGCUGAUUCUGCAGGCAGCAGACAAUGGGAAGCCUCCACUGAGCAGUACUGCCACCGUUAGAAUCCAGGUGGUGGACAUCAACGACAACAGCCCUGCCAUCCCACCCCUGGAGCCCGUUUAUAUAUAUGAAAAUCUACCAGCAGGUUAUGUGGUCACCCAGGUGACUGCAAAUGAUGUGGACAUCGGUUCAACCAUCACCUACAGUUUUUCAAACAGCAGCAUCACCAGCGACCCAUUCGCUAUUGACCGCUACACAGGUGUCAUCACGCUGACCCGACCUCUAGAUUACGAGGCCGAAACGGAGUUCACUCUGAGAGUGUCUGCGUCGGACUCGCUCCAUCAAACCAGCGGACAGGUCAAAGUUCAAGUUUUGGAUGCCAAUGACAACAGUCCAGUCUUCACGCAGGUCUCCUACCAGGUGGACGUGUCAGAGCUGGUCUCUGCAGACACUUUAGUUGUGAAUGUUGCUGCUACUGACAGAGAUUCUGGUCUCAAUGGAAAGAUCAGCUACAGACUUCUUUCUUCUCCUCUUCAUGCCUUCUACAUCCAAAAAGAUAAUGGUUCCAUUUUCACCAACAAGCCUUUAAGGACCAUCACAAACAGCAACAUGCUCCAUCUUCUGGUUGAAGCAAGAGAUGAGGGCGAACCCGUUCGGUCCACAGUCACCUCUGUGGCCCUGGUGGUUGUAGACGCAAACGACCACAAACCUUUGUUUCACCAGGAUAUUUACACACUCACCACUGCUGAAGAUACACCCCCAGAAACCACCCUGCUCACAAUUUCUGCACAGGACGAAGAUUGGAGCCCAGAAAACACCCAUUUGGACUACGCCAUCGUUGGCGGAAAUGAAGAAAAGCGAUUCUGUUUAGAAGUGAAAAAGAUUCCUGUUGAAAAUCAAAUGAAAAAUGUUGGAAGGCUGGUUUUGUGUAAUCCCUUGGACCGUGAGACAACUGAGUAUUAUGAACUGACAGUUAGCGUUACUGAUCGAGGAUCGCCUCCCCUGAACAGCUCAUCGAUCAUUCAAGUGACUGUUACUGACUGCAAUGACAAUGCUCUAGUCUUCUCCAGUGCAGAGUAUCAUGCAGAGGUGAGUGAAAACAGCCAGAUAGGAACCAGCUUGAUCCACGUUAGUGCUCUGGAUCCUGAUUUUGGUGUCAAUGGCCUUGUGCAUUAUGAAAUUAUUUCUGGGAACAGUAAAGGUCACUUCAAGCUGGACCCUCAGUCUGGUAUUUUGAUGGUCAACCAAUCACUUGAUUAUGAGGAGGAUUUAAGGUAUAUCCUCACCAUCAGAGCUAUCGAUGGGGACCAGGCUUCCGAAAACCAAAACAUGGCUUUUGCAGUUGCCUUUGUUAACGUUCUGGAUGAGAAUGACAACACUCCAUUCUUCAUGUUCCCCUCAGUUACUUGCUCAGUGCUGGAAAACCUCCCAGCAUUCACCCAUACAUGUUCUGUCCACGCUGUUGACAAAGACGCUGGCCCCUAUGGCCUGAUGACCUACUCAAUUCUAUCCUCUUGCUUCAUGGACUACGGCAGUGGAAGCCCAGAGAGGAAAGAGGCUUUUGCCAUUGAUGCCCUUAGUGGCGACAUUUACACCAGACAAACAUUUGACUAUGAACGUGAGAAUGAUUACUGCUUUGUAGUGGAGGCUAAAGACAAAGGUGACAAAUCAGCUACGGUAAGAGUCCAAGUAGCCAUAAAGGGAGUUGAUGAGUUCAGUCCCAUCUUCACUCAGAAGCAGUACCACUUCCUUCUUCCAGAAAAUCCCAAGACUGGGGAGACAGUCGGUUUUGUGAUGGCAAUGGACCAUGAUGGAGGAGUGGAUGGGCUGGUAGAGUACUCACUUUUGACUCCAACACCAUUUUUUUCAAUUAACAAAACGAUUGGAGCUAUCUUUAUGUCUGGUCCUGUGUAUCGCAGAAGAAUCAGCCAUGCAAACGAGGAUCUGGUGGAACUGGUCGUGUCUGCAGGUAGUCCCAGAUUGGGUUCCAGAACAACAACUUGCUUGGUUUUUGUCAAUAUCUCCAGCUCAGCCGAAGCACUUAUCGGAGUUCAGCUUGAUUCCCACAUAUUUAGUCUGACUGUGUCGCUGCUUUUGUUCCUCUUUGUCCUAGUUAUAUUUGUGGGCUUGGUUCUCAGAUGUAAAGUUAAAGAAGUUGUCCUGAAAAAGGCCUCUGCCAUUGCUGCACAGUUGAACCAUGGGACUGACUCAUCUGAUGAAUCGAACAACCAGAUGCGCUGUGACUUUUCCUUGCAGGAGUUGACACAAGUCGGAGGUUUUGUUGCAAAGAGAGACGUCUCUAACCCAUACACCCAGUCAGAUUCAAGUGGCCGUGGAUCAGCAGAGGGUGAGACAGCUGAGGAUCAGGAAAUCAAGUGGAUCAAUGAGUUUCCCUGUUAUAAAAGAGAUGAAGAUUCCACAGAGAUUCCCAACUCCACUAUACCAUUUGAUAAGAUAUCAUUCCACUCUAUUGACGUAGGGCCAGAAUAUAUUUUAUCUCUUACUAAAUGUUUAGCACAGGGCAUAUCAAGCACAGAAAGUCUCAACCAUUUCAAAGAGGAAGGUGGAGGGGAAGGAUUACUGCCUGCAAUACUUAGAGUUAAAGAUUUAGAGGAUUCCAUGGAGGCAAGAGGAUAUGCCCCUCUCUCCAAGGCUCAAGCUUCUGCAGAGUCUCUGACUUCACUGGUGUGCCUUGAAGAGCCACUGGAGGGUAGCUACAGCUGGGAUUUCCUUUUAGACUGGGAACCACGCUUUCACUCUCUGGCUGCUGUGUUCACUGAUAUUGGUAUGCUUCCUGAUGAGGAGCUUCAAGGUGGCCAUGAAGAUUUUGCUACAGAGUCAAGUUCUCUCAUGUACCCACCGCCUCUCAUAACAGGAGUGGCUCACCCAGGCAUUCGGACUGUUCCUCCAAGAAAACCUGGACGAGUACCAACCCUGAGCAGGAAGCCUUCCUACCCCAAAUAUGUGUAUUCUCCAUUAUCCAGGAACACAGGACUCACCCCGUCAGCUAUGACACCCACGUUCACCCCAUCUCUGUCCUCUCUCACCAUUAGGACCCCCAGCUCCUCACCAGUUGUCUCGGACACAGGAGUUGGGGGGAUUAGACUCGACUCAGGGCCCCAUACUGCAAGUCUUUUGGAGGCUGAAAUCCAAGUGUAGGCAUGGACCAUUUUAAAUGUGACAUUGAUCACUUGACAUAUUCUGGAGAUAUUCUGCACAGUUAGUGACUGACAUUUUAAAAUGUGCCUGAUCAUUUGUCCAGCAUACUCCUGUUAUCUGUAAAAGUUUUUCGUAGACUGAAAGUCUAAGCCACACAACAGUUUUUUUUGUUAUGUUUUUGUUUUUUGUUACGUGGCUGCAGUGAAUAAAGCGCAAUCUAACCCCUUCCAGUGUGAACGUGCAUGCAGCUUGGUGGUACCUGAGCACUUUGACUAAGCCUGCACUCCCACAAGGCAAGAUAUCUAUCAAAGUGCUUCAGAUUGUCAUUAAGUGUAUAAAUAGAGUAAAUCAACAAUUUUCUUUAAAAUAUAGCAUUUACCAUGUAAUUUCUGUCUCACUAUAGCAUGGGCACUUUUGUUUUUUACUUAUAAGAUAACAGAUUCAUCAUUGUACAUUUUUUUUUCAUGGCAGAUAACAUUUGUUUAAAAAAGUCUCGUGUUUAAAAUGCUUUACUCCUACUGUCAUAGCAAGCUCAGCACAUGCUACCUUUGAUCUAAAAUGUUUGAUUUGAAUUAACAUUUUGGGAUUUGAAUUAUUUCUUUCUUCCACGGCAAUUGCCUUUUUCUGGCCACAGAACUUUAUUAUUUUGAGGCCAGCUGUUGUUGUGAGUCUAACCUCAAGGGGGAGAUACUGACAACAGGGAUUUAAUUAACAUUUUAAGUUGUUUGCAGGACAGAUCAAUAUUAAAUAUGAACUUAUAAAUUUGAAUGGUCUGAAAUAAAACCUGCUUUUCAUCACAUUCUUUAAAAAAUCCACAAUUUAAAUACAAGCAGAUGGUCAUUUUAACCAGUUAUUGAAUGUUUUACACAAGCAUUCAUAAAAUGAAACACUUUUGAUUGCUGUUCUACACUUAUGUUUUCAUGACAUCUUUAACUUUAACAGGCAAAGAAAAGCAGCAUACUUUGUAAUUAUGUCUCUCUCUCUUUCUAAUCAGAAAAAUGGCCUCUUUCAUGUUUUAAUAAAUUAAAGGGCAGUAGAAGAGUUUGUGUAGUGAAGGGCAUAAAUCCCAUCUCAUUAUUGGGGAGGACCAUAAACAGGUAUAUUUCUUAAAAGCAAUUUUGUGGGGGUCGGCACAGUUACAGUGAAAUGUAACGUAAAAAGUUUUAAACCACAUUCAAGCUGCAGGACCAAAAAUGACUAGUAAUGCAGAACAAACAUGUUUUUCUCAGUAAGUAAAAUUGAGAAGUAAAACUAAUAUUCAAAUGUUGCUUAUAUAUGAGUGAUUUAAUCUUUGCCACACCUUUACAAACAUUUAUGGUUAUAAAUACAAAAGCUUUAACUGCUCUUAAUAAAAUUCCUCAUAACUAUUGAUUUAUUCAUGUGGCUCCCAAUACAAGUUAUGGACUAUUUAAAUUAUAACUUGUUAAGUUGCUUUAUUUAUAACUCUUGUUUGUUUCUCUACUGUUUGUGUG
Poeciliopsis prolifica (blackstripe livebearer) is the source of this 11465-nucleotide messenger RNA. RefSeq names its product dachsous cadherin-related 2 (gene dchs2). Gene Ontology annotation, biological process: homophilic cell-cell adhesion. The coding region runs from base 190 to 9993 and encodes 3267 amino acids. The transcript is spliced from 20 exons. Gene Ontology annotation, cellular component: plasma membrane. The record is from RefSeq and is a predicted model, not a curated record. Gene Ontology annotation, molecular function: calcium ion binding. NCBI's taxonomy places the organism in Eukaryota, Metazoa, Chordata, Actinopteri, Cyprinodontiformes, Poeciliidae.